GGUGGCGGCAGGGCGGCGUGGUGUAGGUGUAUCGUGGCCCCGCCCCCUGAAUCAGUGACUCACUCGUGUGACUGGUGGUGUUGAGAGCCUGGCAGAGGUGCUGCCCCCCAGCCUGGCGUCCGGGCUCCCGCAGACCGGGAUAAAGUUUGUGCCUGCCCCUCAGCCUGCCUCCCGCGGCCACGGGCUGGUGCUGGUGUGGCCGCCGCUUCUCUCUUCGUCUCUCUCCAAGGUGUCACAUCGGUCUUGAUAUGUGUUGACACGGGGGCUACACACCAUCCCUUCUGUCCCGCUUGUUCUGGAUCUGGAUCUAUGAUGCGCAGGGCACCUGUACAGGAAGUGGUCAGGGCAGAGGUAAUGUGAGGCAGGAUGGAGGUGUCCCAGCAAGUGAUUGAGGUGGCCAGUCAGCUGACCCAGGCCAUCAACACCACCCUCGACCCCUCAGUCCCUCAUGCUGUCAGACUUGCCUCCUACAACCUAUUGGAAAAGGUGAAGGAGGAAAAUGAGCUGGCCGUGGGGUGCGGCUUCUACCUGGCCCACCGUGACCGGGAGUCUGUCGUGCGCCACCUGGGACUCCAGCUGCUUGAACAUGCCAUCAAGUAUAAGUGGAAUGACUUAUCCGUCCAACAGAAAGUCUAUAUCAAGGAAAAUUCAAUGCAGUUGGUUGCAGAAGGUACACUUGACCUGCUCUCUGAGCACCUCUAUGUAAAGGAUAAGGUGUCUCGGUUGGUGGUAGAGAUGAUGAAGCGAGAGUGGCCCCAGCAGUGGCCAGGCCUCCUGGAGGAGCUCCACCUCCUGUCUAAGAGAGGACCCACACAGACAGAGUUGGUGUUGUUUGUGUUCCUGCGCAUUGCUGAAGAUGUGGCAACCUUGCAGAACUUGGAAUCCAACCAGCGGCGGCGUGAUCUCUACCAAGCCAUGACGGCCAACAUGGAGAGUGUUUUUGGCUUCUUCCUGUCUUUGUUAGAAGAAAACUACACACAGUACAAAGCCCACGUUGGCAACCAGGACUCCAUGACUGCCCAUCGCCACUGUCGCGUUAUGCAGGUUGUGUUAAUGACCCUCACAGUGUAUGUGGAGUGGGUGGCAGUGCAGUACAUCUUCACUGAGGAUGGCAAGCUUCUUCACUCUCUGUGCUUCCUGCUGAGCGAGGACAGUGUUAAAAAGGAGGCCGCUGAGUGUCUCCUGCAGAUUGUAAGCCGGAAAGGCAAACCUGAUGAGAGGCGUCCCCUGUUGCUGCUCUUUGGAGAGGUCCCCAUGUCGGCAGUGUUCCAAGCUGCCGACCAGGCUGUGAUGGGCCCUCUCGGCGAACACAACUACAGGUUCUUGAAGAUACUCACACAGGUUCUCACAGGUUUAGGCUCCCAGCUUUGUACUCUGUGGGGCAAGGAAGCGGAGGUUGGUGAGCCGCCAAACUUCAGAGUGUACCUGGACGCCAUGCUGGCCUUCACGCGCCACCCCAGCCUCCACAUCUACAACUACACAAACUCCUUAUGGGGUCAGCUCUUCCGCCAUGACCAAGUUCCUCAUAGCAAGACUUUACACUCAAUUCUUCCCACGUGGAUCACCAUAGUCUCGCAAAAGGUGAUGAAACAUGGAUAUCCCUCCAAGAGUGACUCCGACAGCUGCCAGUAUUCCCUGCUGGACUUCGACAGUGAUGAAGAAUACUCACAUUUCUUUUAUAAGGUGCGCUCUGAGACUCUGGAGACGAUCAAAGCUGCGUCCUUGCUGGCCCCAGACAUCAUGUACACCCACGUGGAGAACUGGCUCACCUCCCACGUGAAGAAGACCGCCAGCACACCCACAUCGGAGAAGCAGCUGUGCAACCUCUUCUCCCCGUCUUACCUGGAGUGGGAUGCGCUCUCUCAGGUGGUUGAAAGUGUGAUGAGCCGUGUGAUGCAAGGCAAAGGAUGGAAGCCGUCAGCAGAGAGUGGACUCAAGCUUCUCCAGUUGUGUCUGACUUACGAGACAACCGACCCGCUCAUCCUGUCCACCCUGCUGUCCUGCAUCUCGGGGCUGUUCAUCUUCAUACGCCUGGUACCGAGCGUGCUGCCGGACAUCCUGAAUAAAAUCUUCUCUGCCCUUACCUUCUCCCUCCCCGGGCAGACGAAGGAUUCGCGUAGCAGGGCUGUGAAAAAUGUGCGAAGACACGGGUGUUCGCUGAUGGUGAAGAUCGCCCGUGGCUACCCAGACACACUCAUUGAAGCUUUUGACUUCAUUAACGGUGUGGUUGACAGUUUGUGUCACAACCCGCAGGAACUCUCACAGAUGGAGAAAGUGACCCUUCACGAAGCCCUUUUGAUAAUAAACAAUCAUUUUCAUAAUUUUGAGAAGCAAAGUGCUUUCAUAGGUAAGGUGUUAAGUCCAGUGUCUGUGAUUUGGGUGGAGAUGAAGCAAGCAUUCAGCUCGCCUCUAGACUUCAUGUCAUUCGUGGGUCUGGACAAAGCGCCAGUCGAACCUAGUGAGAAUGAUGUGAAUGGCCAAAACAGAGCUCAAAUUAUCUUCUGUGUUAACCUGACCAUGGCUGUGAUAAAGCGCUCAGAGUUCCCUUCACAACCUGACAUAGCCGAGCGGGGAGGCUUUGUCUUGGAGAAGACGGAAGGUGGAACGGUGGUGUGCCGGAAUCCUGCCACCCCCCACAUCAUGCCCCUCCUCCACCAGCUGUUCUGCCUUGUUCGACUCUUCAACUGUCUAUGGCAUCCAGAAGCGAUUGCCAAUGUGUCCGUGGGGUACGCCAAGGCCCACAACCUGCCAGAUGCUGAGAGGAAUAACAUCUUGGGUCUUGCAAAUUCAAGCAAUACUGAUCCUUGUGUUGAUUCCCCAAAGGUACAACAGCCCCUCGAGAGAAUGCAAUACUUCCUCUCCAUGAUGCACGACAACUGCUAUCACAUCCUGGGCAACGCUGGCUCAUCCCUCGGGCUUGAGUUCUACCAGCAUCCACACCUCACAGACUACAUCAUCCAUUCCUCCUUGGCAAACUUGGCCCUCAUACCUGACUACCGCCUCCGUCCCAUUAUACGCACAUUCCUCAAGCCUUUCGUUCAGUGGUGUCCGCCGCAGUGCUACCAGACAAUACUGCUGCCGAUCCUCAACCAUCUUUGCCCUUACAUGCUGGAGAGACUGAGUAUCCGUUGGGGGCAUCUGAGCAGCCUAAUAGAGAGUGGCUCCUACGAAGAGGAAAACACAGACACGCAGGAGAUGCUGGAAGACCUGCUCAUCCGCAUGCUGACCCGGGAGUACAUUGACCUGUUGAAAGUAGUUUUAAUUGGUGGUCCUCGAGGCGGGUGGCAGCAAGACAACAGUGACGGCAUGGAGGCUGAGAUGGAGGUGUGCUCUGCUCUUCCAAUAACAUCUGAAGCACUGUCUGAGCUUGGCCAGCUGGUGUUGGGCUGUGAUACUAUAUGCCAGGCUAUUGUUACUACUUUACUCAAGGUGCUAUGGUGGCAGGACAGCGGGGCGUGUCUGAAAGCUGUGGGCGUUGUGGGCCAAGUGUUGAGGUGGCUGUCAGGAGAGGGCCAACACCUCAGCCCUGAAGCAGUGCAGCAAGUCAUGAUGGCUGUGCUACACGGCCUCCACACCCAUGGCCAGCACGAUGCCAACCAAAGUGCCCUCCUCUCCCUUGGACUAGCCACUUACGAGAUGUUCAGACCGAACUUCCCGAAUAUCAGAGAGGUGCUCCUUAGCCUCCCUGGAGUGACUGCAGAGGAUGUUCAGCGCUUUGAGGAGAAGCUGCAAGCAUCUGGCCAAAACCCUGCCAUGAAGAGUAGCAAGCUGGAGAAAGUCAAGAAAGACAUCUUCAAGAAACUGAUCAUUGAGAUUGUGGGACGUAACAUCGGCCAAGCCUUCAAGAAAGAGGUCCACAUGAACAAUCUGCCCCCAAUGUUCAAGAAACCUCGGCCCAAGCAACCUCGAGUAGAUGACACCGACACAGACAUUGGACUAUGCUCACUCUUUGGACCGGAAGCUGCAGACACGAAUGGCCACCAAGUUACAUAGGAUUUGCAGCUGUAGUUUAUGCCAUAAUUACCCAUUUAAAAGCUCCAGGAUGUGUUUUGGACCAAUUUUAAGAGGCAGCAUCUAUGGGGACUUCCUGCACCUAUAGAUUCUGGGCUACAAAUUCUUAGUAUCCAAUAAUUCACCUGAUAUCCUGAUUACCUGUUGUGGAAAGAAAGUAUAUUUUCUUGAAGUAAGGUUUUGAUAGCUCCACUACAAAAGCUUUCAUGUAGCCUGGAAUGGUACAUCUUAUCCCACCCUUCUUCUUCUUUGCCUUAACCUCUCAUGGGGUCAGAUACCCUUAUAUGUUAUUGCCAGCAGCUUCUGUCUUCUACACCCUCUCAAUUCCAUCCAUGUCCUGGUCCUCCCCUUGUUCUAUCUUACCCACCCUUCUUUGACUUAAUCCAUUCUCUUAUUUGUUGAUGUUGUUUCUGUCUCCUGCAUCCUCUUCCUUCAGACCCAACUGCCUAUGUCUCAAAUCCAUCCUAUGUCCUAGUCCCCUGUCUUCCCCUUGUUCUAUCUUACCCACCUUUCUUCCUUGCCUUAAUCCCUUCUCUUAUUUGUUGUUGCCAGUAGCUUCUGUCUCCUGCAUCAUCUUCCUCCAGACCCAACUGCCUCAUGUCUGUCAAUUCCAUCUGCUGACCUGAUCCUCUGUCUUCCCCUUGUUCUAUCUUACCCACCCUUCUUCUUUCCCUGAAUCGCUUCUCUUUGUUGUUGUUGCUUCUGUCUCCUGCAUCCUCUUCCUCCAGACUCCACUGCCUCGUAUCUCUCAGUUCCAUCUCUCCACCUGAUCCUCUGUCUUCCCCUCAUUCUUCUCCCUUCCACCCAACUCAUCCUUGCCAUCUUUAAAGGGUCAACCUCCUCCAUCCUGAUCACACGACCCCACCCACCAAGUCACAGAUCUCUUCUCUACUUACUAUACAACCUUCCUUGCCCCCUCCCACCUCCUCCACCUGACCCCAAUCACCUACUUUCUUCACAUCCCCUUACUAGAAGUCACUAUUGCUUGAUCACACUAAGCAAAUAGACAAUAUUGCUGUUUCUGAGGGUCAUUUUAUUUCUAUGGCUAACAGCAGUAUUUUUUUUCUCCCAUUACUUAUCAAAAGGGAUGGUUGGCUAUCUCUUUGGGACCCACUGCCAUAUAUGUUUUUUUUUUCCCCUUAUUCACUAUCUCUCCCACUACUGUGUCAUCAUGUGCUGAGGGAAAGAUGCAGAAACCUUAGCAACUCUGUAACCACAAUCAAAUUCUUUCACAGGCAAAUUAUGUGCCACACAAUUACUUUUUUUGCCCCUUCAUCAGUUUACCUCUAAUUUUUUUCAUUGCUCUAAAGUAAUUUUCUAGUCUUCAUUUUUUUAUAAAUUUAACUUAAAUGUGAAAUAAUAAUAGUACCUCUUAUUUUUAGAAGUUAUAAUUUUAUCAGAAAGACAAAAAUCUUCUCCUCUGUGUGAGAUCACUUAAGUAACAAAUUCUUUUAGGUUAGUGAUAAUGUAGUUUCAUCUUUGUAACCCUGAAAUGUGUUACUGUCAAACAAUCUAAAUGAAUGGAGUUUUAAUUGCAUUGGAAAAUUACUGUACUAUUGGAAUAAGUGUAAACUAAACUAAUAUCUUGGGAAAUCAGAACCAGAUGGUUUCAAAUUUACUCUUGGGUGACAUUAGCAAGACAUAUAAAAAAAAUACUGUCAGUUUUUAUCUAAUGUAAAUGGAUGGAGGUGAUUGUAAGCAGCAUAUGGAAUUUUGUAAUUUGUGACUUUGUUAUAAAAUGUUUAGCGCUAAACUGAGUAAACACAGUAUGAAUAUUCUUCCCUAAGUGUCUCAAGACAAGAAUUCCAACUAUUUUGACAGGCUGAAUUGACUGCCUUUGAUGAAUUUUCAUUUAGGGAAAAUAUUCUAGUCCUUUAAGCAGCCAUUUGUGCAAGUGAGAUAGCUAUUCCUGAAAAUGGAAGAUGUGAAAGCUUGAUUGGCAGUUUAAAACAAUUCUGAGUGCCCCAAAUACUUAGGACAAACUUUCCGUAUUUGUACCUGUCAAUUUUAAAUUUCAUAACACGGAAGAGAUGCUACAUGUUAUUGUCCUUUCACUUCAAUCUGCAGCUUUACAGCUAUUUUAAUAAUAACACUUUGUUUGGCGAAAGGUUUGUUUGAAUCUUGCCGAGGCAGCCGACAUCAUCAAGGUUUUGUCCUCGAGAAUCAGUACAAUGUCUUGCUGGAACAAAAAUGUGAGGAAAGUGCUGCUUGAUUUUGUUCAUAGGAGAGCAGACCAGUGUGAAGGGUAGUGUUGCAGUCAGUCAGUAUGGCUGAUAGUCCCUGACAUCCUUAUACAAUACUGUUUCCUCUUCACAGACUGUUGAAAACUAUGAAAAGCAAAAUGUAUUUUCACAAUGAAAUACAUGUAUUAAUGGUGAA
Molecule: messenger RNA, 6390 nt
Organism: Eriocheir sinensis (Chinese mitten crab)
Lineage: Eukaryota; Metazoa; Arthropoda; Malacostraca; Decapoda; Varunidae
Gene: Ranbp21
Product: exportin-5-like
Exons: 18
Coding region: 367-3993 (1208 amino acids)
Biological process (GO): protein export from nucleus; RNA export from nucleus
Cellular component (GO): RNA nuclear export complex; nucleus; cytoplasm
Molecular function (GO): small GTPase binding; nuclear export signal receptor activity; RNA binding
Source: RefSeq, a predicted model, not a curated record